AGAAGACAUCAACAGAUCAGCCACACCAAAUCCAGUGAAUGCAUGUGCCAACAAUGCUAGUCAAUUCAAGGAGGCCAAUCAAGCUACCACAACUAUCAGGAUGCACAAGUUAGCAUUCAAGGAAACAAUAGAUGAUGCCACCUACUAUAAAGAAUUUGAUAUCAGAAGACUAGCCGAGACGGAAUGCCAAGUUACUAUCA
Messenger RNA from Acaulospora morrowiae, 200 nucleotides. Lineage: Eukaryota; Fungi; Glomeromycota; Glomeromycetes; Diversisporales; Acaulosporaceae. The record is from the annotation of a GenBank genome assembly.